Sodiomyces alkalinus F11 is the source of this 1032-nucleotide messenger RNA. Its product is annotated as transforming protein p29. The record is from RefSeq and is a predicted model, not a curated record. Gene Ontology annotation, cellular component: plasma membrane. The coding region runs from base 293 to 952 and encodes 219 amino acids. NCBI's taxonomy places the organism in Eukaryota, Fungi, Ascomycota, Sordariomycetes, Glomerellales, Plectosphaerellaceae. Gene Ontology annotation, biological process: signal transduction. Gene Ontology annotation, molecular function: GTP binding; GTPase activity; GDP binding. The transcript is spliced from 8 exons.
UCCAAACCUACGGGCCUACGGCUGGCAGUCGGGCGACCAUUUUGCGCAUUUUAUUUUUAUUUUUAUUUUUUAUUUUUUAUUUACCUCGACAUCCUCACCUGGAUGUUGACCGGCAUUCCCGUCGAUCUAUCUCUCUUCCUAGACAAGCCGAACUUCAUUUUGGAGAAUUGCUCUAGAAUCUCCCGACUUCGAAACGUUCUAGCGUAGUGCGUCAGCGCCAUCUUAGUGGCCCUGACUCACCCUCCUCUUAGCAGUCCGUCCCAUCUACAGACACCUUCACCGUCGACUCGCCAUGUCUCGACACAAGCAUCAUCAGCCCUGUCGUGAGCUCCAUGUCGUUGUGCUGGGCGCCGGAGGUGUUGGAAAGAGCUGUUUGACUGCCCAGUUCGUUCACAAUGAGUGGAUCGAGAGCUAUGAUCCGACAAUCGAAGACACCUAUCGGACUCAGCUUCAGGUCGAUGGGAGACAAGUCGUCUUGGAAAUUCUGGAUACCGCAGGAACAGAGCAGUUCGUCGCCAUGCGAGAUCUCUACAUGAAAUCCGGCCAAGGUUUUAUUCUCGUCUUCAGCAUCACGUCUUCAUCCUCCAUGAGCGAGAUCGAAAUGCUGCGCGAGGAGAUCACCCGCAUUAAGGAUGAUGAGAAUGUGCCUAUCGUCAUUGUCGGAAACAAGGCCGACCUCGAGGAUCAGCGAUCCGUCCCCCGCCAGAGAGCCUUCGCGUGUUCUCAGUCAUGGAACGCGCCCUAUUACGAGACGAGCGCCAGGACGAGGACAAAUGUCAACGCCGUCUUCAUCGACAUAUGCAGACAGCUCCUUUUAAGGGAUGAAAAAUACGGUGAUCUCGAUAGACUGAGCGAUGACCGUGACUACGACAAGGACGGCAUUAUGGGUCUCGGGAAACGCAAGAAGAGAAGAACACGACGUCCGGAUGGCAACCGUUGUGUCAUUCUGUAAGCCGAAAACGGCCCCGGGCGGUACGAUGGCGAGGCGCCACAAACUUCACGCGGGGAGAAUUGUGUCUCUCUCGGGUGUUA